ACCAAAAAACAAACAUCCACUAUGGCUGUUGGGCCAGGCAAAUUUAAAAAGAAUCUGAUUUAGCAAAUUGGCACAUGCAUAUCUGCUAUGGUAGCGUCCAAUAUGGCGGUUGAAGCGAAGCUUAAGCACCUAUUUAAAUGGAUGAUACCCUCCCUCAUUCGGUACCUCUGAAAUCGUUAACUUGCUUGCUGUGUUUAACAAGAUGAGGGCUUUAACUAUUUUCAUUAUUCUCAUUUCAGUAGCGGCGAGCGGAGUUGCACAUUUGCAUGGUGAAAGAGUAUCUCCGAGCUUAACGUACUGGCAGGAGAAGCUACCCACAACACCCAUUCCACAACUUGUGCGGGAACUCAUCUCACCUGAUGAUGAUGAUGAUGGGAAAAUAGCGUUGAAUGUGGUCGACGGAGGGAUGAAAGUGGACGCGGGGAUGCGUCCAAGAAAAGUUGGGACACAAGGCGUUGCGCCGGUGCCUUUGAAACGUUGCGACGUAGCAAAACUUUAUGCUCCAACUACGCAAAUGCCGAUGGAUGCAUCGUCGUGCACGUUUCUGCUGGAGAAAGAUUUGGUGAGCGGAACCAAAGUUUCUCUCACCUUCUUGCGAGAAAGGGAGAGACAUUUUCUUCCACGCUCCGUGGCAGACCAAAUCCCUUUCUACUCCGACAAGCUUCCCCUGGCGUUGAAGGAGCUCAACAUAGCGCCAGAUUCCGUCAUGGCUCUGGCUAUGAAGGAGACUUUGCAAGCCUGCGAAAGACCUGCUGAGGAGGGCGAAAACAAGUUCUGCGCAACAUCGUUGGAGUCCCUGGUUGACUUGAGUACGUCGAAGUUGGGUAGCAAUCGCUUAAAUGUGCUGGCCACGAAUGUUUCAAAGAUCAUGUCAAAAUCUGUGAGGCAGGAGUAUACCAUUGUGGGAGUAAAAGACGUGGGCGCAGCAGAGAAGGACGUGUAUUACUGCCACAGUAAACAAUAUGCUUAUGCUGUGUACUACUGCCAUAAGGCGGCAUGUACUUUGGAAGCAGGCAGGAGGAUCGCAAGAGUUUGGGUGAAGGGAGAAGAAGAUGGUAGGACGUUGGAGGCGGUGGCUGUGUGUCACAAGGACACCAGCGCCUGGAUUCCCAACAACAUCCCAUUCAAGGCGCUGAAUGUGAAGCCUGGUACCCCCUCUAUCUGCAUUUUCGUUCCCCAAGGAGACCACCUGUGGCAGACAUCCGACUGAUCAGAUCCGCUUCCUUGCUUUCUCUCGUAUAAAUAAUUUGCAGCAUAGGGAGUAGCAGGAAAUGCUUAUAUAUGUAGUUUGUUUGUGUGAGGAGCACUAGCUCUCUUUCGGUCAGGAGUAGCACUAGCUCUCUUUGUGUGAGGAGCACUAGCUUAUUAGUUCCUAUAAAAAUUAUGUAUUUAAGUAUAUGUUAUUUCUUUUUUAAACUUUA
Messenger RNA from Cryptomeria japonica (Japanese cedar), 1421 nucleotides. RefSeq names its product BURP domain-containing protein 6. Lineage: Eukaryota; Viridiplantae; Streptophyta; Pinopsida; Cupressales; Cupressaceae. The transcript is spliced from 2 exons. Bases 203 to 1210 code for a protein of 335 amino acids. The record is from RefSeq and is a predicted model, not a curated record.